Molecule: messenger RNA, 1477 nt
Organism: Neurospora crassa OR74A
Lineage: Eukaryota; Fungi; Ascomycota; Sordariomycetes; Sordariales; Sordariaceae
Gene: oar1
Product: 3-oxoacyl-[acyl-carrier-protein]-reductase
Exons: 3
Coding region: 231-1124 (297 amino acids)
Molecular function (GO): oxidoreductase activity, acting on the CH-OH group of donors, NAD or NADP as acceptor
Source: RefSeq, a predicted model, not a curated record
CGGGAGUGCAUCGUGGUCAAUGCGUUUGUUUGGCCGUCAUGUCAUGUCCGCCUUGGAUGACGGUGCUUUGCGGCAUCUCCACCUUUGUUGGUCCCGGCUUUUGGACAAAGCGGUUGCAAUCAACGCCAAGACCAGACCGUCGUCACCACUAACUACUCACCCACAACAUCACCAAUCCCAACACCCACUCACUCACUCACUUCCCCAGGCCAACUCUUCCAAAACGCGAGAUGCGCUCCCUCCUACACAAACAAGCCCUCAUAACCGGCGGCGGCUCCGGCAUCGGUCUCGCCAUCGCCCGCCGUCUCUACCUCGAAGGCUGCUCCGUGACUCUCUUGGGGAGGACCGAAUCCACCCUUCAACGCGCCUCCCAAUCUCUCCUUUUAUCCCAGCCACUACACAGCCCAGCACAACAACCAUCAGACACAAAGAGGGUAUCCUACCACCCCCUAAACGUCACUAGCGCUUCGUCCUGGGAGGACCUCUUACAGAGUAAUUCAAAAGGUGGUAAAGGGAGGGUAGACAUCCUCAUCAACUGCGCAGGCAUCACGCAGCGGAGUCCAUUAAUGAAGACUUCUAUCGAGGAAGUGGAAGGGUUGUUGGAUACGAAUUUGCGAGGGACCGUGUUGGGGUGUAAGUUUGUGGGGAGGGCUAUGUUGCGGAAUCGGCCAAGUCAGCAGCACCCGAGAGUGAAAGCGGACGAGGGAGGAGCAGAAGGGGUGAUGGAGGGGACAGAAGAGGAAGGGAAAGGGGAAGGGAAAGGACAAGGGGUGCGAGAGGGAGUACAAGAAAGGGGAGUAAUCAUCAACGUGGCAAGUCUACUUGCGCAAAAGGGGGUGAUUGGGACGAGUGUCUAUGCGGCUGCUAAGGCGGGGGUUGUUGGCUUAACAACCUCCCUCGCACACGAGUACGGCAGAUCCGGGAUAAGAGUCAACGCUGUUCUGCCGGGCUACAUCGAAACGGACAUGACUACCGGUCUCAAAAACCCUUCCAUUCUCCAACAAAUUCCCCUAGGCCGCUUCGGAACAACAGAUGAAGUCGCCGACGCUGCCCUGUUCCUUAUCAAGAACCCGUAUGCAAACAACUGCGUACUUAAUCUUGAUGGAGGGUUAAGUGCUGUCUGAAACGACACACCGCUUCCCGUGGGUAUCUGUGGCUAGUAGGUAUAGCAAGAAUAGCAAGCAAGCCAUGUGGUAAUCAUAGUAUAUACCGACCAUAACUACGGCCUACGGUAGCAAUAAUGAACCGCGCACAAGACACGGCAAAGGGGUGAUGGAAGAUCAGUCAUCAUCAAUCACGAUAGCUCCCGCACUAUCCUCGAUAAAGACGAUAUCGUCAUCCGCCGCCUUGUCGUUGGCCUUGAUCUUCUUGACCGAUGGACCCUCUGCGUCUUCGGGGUGGCCGCGCUUGAGCGACUUGGCUGGUGUCGUCAUUGGCUCAUCGCCAUCAAGGUUUAUUACUCCUCCGUUCUGGCCGU